Messenger RNA from Diabrotica virgifera virgifera (western corn rootworm), 1101 nucleotides. RefSeq names its product membrane-associated tyrosine- and threonine-specific cdc2-inhibitory kinase-like. Gene Ontology annotation, molecular function: ATP binding; protein kinase activity. Lineage: Eukaryota; Metazoa; Arthropoda; Insecta; Coleoptera; Chrysomelidae. The transcript has 6 exons. Gene Ontology annotation, biological process: protein phosphorylation. The coding region runs from base 1 to 1101 and encodes 366 amino acids. The record is from RefSeq and is a predicted model, not a curated record.
AUGCUUGCUUCGGUGGAUAUCGUUUUAGAAGAACAGAGAGAUGAUCAGAAGAAAGAUGUUCAGAAGGAAGAUCUACCAUCGAUUCCUUCAUAUCAUACACGAAGUAUAGCCCGAGCAAGACAAGCAAGAGCCUUGUUUGUUUAUGUAACUGUUGACCUGGACAUUCAUUAUAACCCAUUACUGGAACCGUCAUACUAUCAGCAAAUAUAUACAUCGCCUGUCAAAGUAGGCGAAGGCAGUUUUGGACAAGUCUUUAAGGCUAGAAAUAGAUUCACCAACAUAAAAUAUGCGAUAAAAGAAUUCAGAAGAGGAAUAUCUACUAAAAUAAAAUAUGCUGAAAUUAGCAAUAACGAGAAGGUGGGGAUCCACCCAAACUGUGUGAAAUUUUAUAUGGCAUGGGAGCAGUGCGCGGAGGUGUACAUGGUAUUAGAGGCUUGCCAGAUGAGCCUCUCGGAUUUUGUAAAAAAGUAUACUAUAAAAGAGAAUACAUUGUGGGAUUGUUUGCUCGACAUUUGUAAGGCGUUGAAUUAUCUCCACGGCAAGUCUCUUAUACAUAGAGAUGUCAAAGCUUCGAACAUUAUGCUCUAUGGAACAUCCUUCAAGCUAGCGGACUUCGGCACGUUAGUUGAUCUAAAUACGCCACCUGAUAGCACAGACAUAUCACCAAAUCUCCUAGCAAAAUUAAAACCCUCACGGGACAUCCUGGAGUUAGGAUUAGCAUUCUCAAGGUUGGUUUCUGGAGUUAGCUGGUCCUCGCCCAUUACAGACGCAGCACUCGACACGUCUCCCAAAAGUAACCACAGUGCUGAAUUAAAACAGUAUGCUGCUUCAUUUCAAACGGUCAUCAAACGAAUGAUAGCCGUUGACUAUUUGUUGCCACCAACAGCAGCAGAAGUUCUAGAGUUUGAUGAACUGAAAGACGCCAUCGAAAGAUGGAAUAAAAACUUAAGAACCGUUUACACUACGGAGAAUUUAGCGGAUCUUGAGGAAAAGUUUUUUGUUUCUGCAGAACGAUGGGCACAAGAUGAUACUGCCAGUAAUCCACAACGUGACGCAUCACAACUUUUAAACUUACCUCAUUGUUCAAGGACAUUGAAAUAA